This is a messenger RNA of Beauveria bassiana ARSEF 2860, 627 nucleotides long. RefSeq names its product exosome component EXOSC1/CSL4. The transcript has 2 exons. Gene Ontology annotation, cellular component: cytoplasm; nuclear exosome (RNase complex). The record is from RefSeq and is a predicted model, not a curated record. The coding region runs from base 1 to 627 and encodes 208 amino acids. Lineage: Eukaryota; Fungi; Ascomycota; Sordariomycetes; Hypocreales; Cordycipitaceae. Gene Ontology annotation, biological process: RNA processing. Gene Ontology annotation, molecular function: RNA binding.
AUGGCUACUGCGGAUGUACCGAGCCUUGCGAUUCCGGGCCGAGUCCUCGGCCCCGUGUCCAAAUAUGCGCCCGGCGCUGGAACACACAUUUUUGAAGGAAACGUGGUGUCGUCGUUGAUGGGCAAUGUGACGGUCAUGCCCCCGGCUAAAGCACCCGGCCCCGCGAAACGAUUGAACAAACUUACGGCGCCGUCCUCCGACGAGCUCUCUACAAUCACAGUCGCACGACAUGGCCGCAAGCGCGAGAUUCUUCCCGACGUCAACAACAUUGUGCUGGCGCGCGUGGUCCGUUUGAUGCCCAAGCAAGCCAUUGUCGUGAUUCAGCAGGUCGGCGACACGGUGCUGCAGACGGAGUGGCAAGGCGUAAUUCGCGUGCAGGACGUGCGCGCCACGGAAAAGGACAAGGUCAAGAUAUCCGAGUCGUUCAAGCCUGGCGAUAUUGUCCGGGCCCAAGUAAUUUCAUUGGGAGACCAAGCCAAUUAUUACCUUUCAACGGCGUCAAACGAUCUCGGCGUCAUCAUGGCGACAAGCGAGGCGGGCAACGACAUGGUGCCCAUCAGUUGGAAGGAGUUUAAGGAUGCCGAGACGGGCGCAAGCGAGCUGCGCAAGGUUGCUAAGCCGAGCUGA